Molecule: messenger RNA, 1011 nt
Organism: Alternaria novae-zelandiae
Lineage: Eukaryota; Fungi; Ascomycota; Dothideomycetes; Pleosporales; Pleosporaceae
Exons: 3
Coding region: 1-1011 (336 amino acids)
Source: RefSeq, a predicted model, not a curated record
AUGGCGCGUGAGGACCCUUUCGAUGCGGCGCAAUCUGGCUUCCCGUUGACCGAUCCGAAGCGCGAGUCUUUGACCGAACCGGCGCACGAUCAGGUCAUUUCAGCGCCGAAAGAUGAGAAGAAAAAGAGAAAAUUGGGUCCCGAAGUUGCCGAGACAGAGCUGAAGAAAAGGAUCGAAAGGGCCGACACAUGUUGGGUAUUGGACGUCACAACUGACGAUAUCCAGCGCACAACAAAAGAGCUGGCGACGGAUUGCUUUAUCCCAAAAUCGAGCGUCGUCAUGAACAUGGCUAUGAACAGUACGAUCAAAGAGGAGGGCGAUGUCUACAAGCAGGACAAGAACCAAGAGGAGAUCACGCUUGCCGCUGAGGUCGAAGAGCGAUUGCGGGAACGCGAGCGAGAAGACCCCGAGUUGGUCGAGAUAGUCCAACCCAUCAAAGAAACGAUCGACGACACGCGCGAGUUUCUGAUCCGGAACAGCGCCAAUAAUACACCCAUACCGCGAGGAUAUACCGGCAAGAUCACUGGCGCUUACAAGCUCAUGUCGAGGGAUGGAAACUCUGCAGCUGGGGUUGUUCAUAAGGAGCUUGAGGCUGUCUCCUACAAGCGAAACAAGGUACUGAAGAAGAUCCGCAGGAGUAUACGGAACACUAUACUGGAAGAGCCUGCCCAAGAGAUGCGAUCUUUGCCGAACAUCUCCACCAAGUCAACAACUACAGGAGUGACCGCCGGUAAAGAUGGCGCACGAAAAUCGAUCCGCAAACAGGCCAAAGAUGCCCAGACCGAGCUCAAGGGUCUCCACUGUGAGCGCACGAGCGCUCUCGAGGCCUUGAAGCGGCGCAACGAACAGAAUGAGAUAACGGAGCUGGGUGUUGAUCAGGAAGAGGAUCUAGACGUGAAUUCGCUCGAGGAAAAUGACGGCAAGCAACACCCACGGGGUGAGCCGUUGCAUUGGCAGGAUUUACUAAAGGAGGACAUGAAAGUGAACAUUCCUGAUGGGGUUGAGGUAUGA